Molecule: messenger RNA, 540 nt
Organism: Metarhizium brunneum ARSEF 3297
Lineage: Eukaryota; Fungi; Ascomycota; Sordariomycetes; Hypocreales; Clavicipitaceae
Source: RefSeq, a predicted model, not a curated record
AUGAGGUUCGCUACUCCCGUCACUCUCCUGGCCGCCAUCUCAGGGACUUGCGCGAUGGUUAUUCAACGCGACAACCCCCUCGCGAAAUGCAUCAACAGCGUGACGUCUUCCCUCAACAAGCUAGACGUUGCUACCAAGUCCUUCAACGGCGACAUCCAGCCGGUUGUCGAGGCAGCCGACAAUGUCAUCGCCACCAUCCAACACGGGCAAAUGGUAACCGAUGGCACUCCAUCCAUCGGCCUCUUCAGUGCUGCGGCUCUUCUUCAGCCCGUCCAGAUUCUGGAUAAUCGCGCAAAAGUUCUUUUCGUCGACGUCAAGGGCCGAGUUUUGGAUGUUCAGAAGGCCAAGAAGUGCGAUGUCACUCGUGCCAAGCUCAGCACCCUAAACUUUGUUGGCCACAAGUUAAUCGACACUAUUCUCAACAAGAUCUCGUCCGGAUUUGCCAGGAACAUUGCUCGACCUUUUACCGAUGACAUCAAGGGACUGCUUGCCAAGUCGCUGGACCUCUUUGAGGGGGCCCGCUGUGUCGAUGCCUACUAA